AUGGAGGAUCCUUUGGAGGUCGAGCACGACGUUGAUUAUCCGGAUGGUUCGGGACUGGUGGAAACCAUACCUGUGGAAAAGGACGAGGACGUUUGCAAGCUGUUGGAAGCAUGCAAGAGGCGUGUCUGCCGUGUGAUGGAAGCCUGUGGUCUCGGAGGAAGCGUAGGAACGAAAGAAUCGGUCUCCGACUCUGACAAUAAUGUUGACCCACAGCGACAUUCCUUCUGGCACAGCGGGAUCAACACGGCGACGGUUCCGCCGGGGAGCGAGCCGGCUACGGAGGGGGAGGCAACCCCCUCGGUCCUCGACCGACUCUUCACGGGGCAGACCAAGGGCCUCAAGGGCGACGGCGCGGGGAUGGACAUUCGCGUCUUCCCGCCCAAAGCGCGCGAUACCCGAUUCGAGCGGAGCAUGGGUGACGCUCUCAGACAACAGAACGAAAAGCUGGAAAUGCAAGAGACAGAGGCCAACAAUCUUGACCGUAACGCGGUGGCGACGGGAGUGGCGUCGUUCCUUGAGGAUGCGCUCAACAGCAAGUCUGCCAACAAGCACUUGAGGCGGGCCAACAUGCUCGUGAUGGGCAAACAGGGUAAGCGCGCUGGGUUCGGGCUAGUGAUGGAUGAUGUACUGAGCGGUGCCGAUAUCGACAUCUACGGCCUCGCGGACGCAACGAGGAGGCGAGCCAACGGCAUGGAGAAGGUUUCGACCGCGGACCGAGCCAUUCUUAGUCGCGCAGAUUUGUCCUCAGCCGUACGAGGGAGGCCAGACUUGAAGGCGAGCUCGCAAGCAACGUCUGCCCGGCGGAAGCAGGAGGGCCGAAAAAAGGCUUUGAUGAAGAAACGGGUCGCCCAGACGGCGCGAGCUUUGGGUAAUAGCUGA
Molecule: messenger RNA, 879 nt
Organism: Ectocarpus sp. CCAP 1310/34
Lineage: Eukaryota; Phaeophyceae; Ectocarpales; Ectocarpaceae
Source: the annotation of a GenBank genome assembly